Messenger RNA from Fukomys damarensis (Damara mole-rat), 512 nucleotides. RefSeq names its product adhesion G protein-coupled receptor F5-like. Lineage: Eukaryota; Metazoa; Chordata; Mammalia; Rodentia; Bathyergidae. The transcript has 2 exons. The record is from RefSeq and is a predicted model, not a curated record. Gene Ontology annotation, cellular component: membrane. The annotation marks the transcript as partial. Gene Ontology annotation, biological process: G protein-coupled receptor signaling pathway. Gene Ontology annotation, molecular function: G protein-coupled receptor activity.
CCACAGAAAUAUGUGGAACAUGUUAUGUGAUCCAUUCCUAGGAAAAGUCUGGCAGGCUUCUUCAUGUUAGAUCAUCCCAACAAUACCUGUGCUUCUGACACUCAUGUUGUGACGUCUUCUCCGUAUCUCUGUCUUCAGCCAAAGAAGUGAAGGGAAAGCAAGUGUGCUACAAAUACAGCUCCACGGCAGACUCGGUUUCCCAGUGUCCAAAAACCGUGGAUGUCUUCUGUCACUUUACCAACGCCGCCAACAGUUCAGUUCGCAGCUCUUCUAUGAAGCUCUCUCUGGUUCCCGGGUACAACAUCACGUGCCGGGACCCCGCCAUCGGGGUUGGGGAGCCCGGGAAGGUCAUCCAGAAGCUGUGCCAGUUCUCAGACAUCUCCCGGAGCCCUGACAGCACCGUGGGUGGGACCAUCACCUACAAAUGCGUGGGUUCCCAGUGGCAGGUGGAGCGGGAGGGCUGUAUCUCCGCCCCCAUCAAUGGCCUGCUCCAGCUGGCAGAGGUGAGCCUG